Mollisia scopiformis is the source of this 1122-nucleotide messenger RNA. RefSeq lists its product as uncharacterized. The record is from RefSeq and is a predicted model, not a curated record. The coding region runs from base 150 to 1025 and encodes 291 amino acids. Lineage: Eukaryota; Fungi; Ascomycota; Leotiomycetes; Helotiales; Mollisiaceae. The transcript is spliced from 3 exons.
UAAAGCCUCAAGCGUGGCUGGAGAUGCCACCAUUUCAGCAGCCCCAACAAAAUAAGUUAUUCCUCGGCUGGCAUGGACUUCCUCUGCAAGCCUUAGCUUGGAUGCCUCGCGAAGAGAUUUUUUAGUUCUGUUUCAAAUGUAUUCUGGGAAUGUUACGCAGACUCCCCGUGAAAAUGCUUGGCAAAUGCUUCUCAGCAUUGUACCUGGCGGGCAAUCCGCAUGAAACCUCGCACACUAUCAAAAUGGCACCCAAUUCGAAUACAUCCUCUCUAGAGAACCUCAACGGAUCUGUCCGUUCCACUCACAGUAACCAUACCUACCAUUCCAUCGGUCUUGCAAGAACCACCAUGUCACGCGCCGCAGGCUCAGCGCAUACACAUGCAAACCGACAUCAUACUUACCCCGCGCCAGUUGCCAGAGAGUAUCAUUACGCAGACAACUCUGCCGCUGGCCAUAAUCUAUACCAUUCCAACCGCAACUUCAAUCAAACUGCCGUCAUGUAUCAAGAACCGGCUCCUCUCAAUCAGCUCUACACAAAUCAAACUCCAACCAGGAGCCAGACCUACCUACUUCCUGCGGCAACAUAUACGAUGGAGACAUACGACUCCGAGAUUAGCCUAGAUGAGGAGCCCGAUAACAACACAGAAACGGUUCCAAGCCAGCCGGAGGGAAGCGUUUCUGAUACAGAGCAAAUGUCUAUUGCAGAUGGUAGCCAAAGUUCGUGGAAUGCGACAUACGGCAUUUACGAACACAACGACACAGAGUACUCCCCAUCUCGAUCCAACACAGAUCAUGGUGACGGUGAGGAUGAGUACUAUGUCGAGCAGCCCGACACACCUCCUGAGCGAGAGACUUACAGCACCCGCCCUCAUUCUCCCACUACACAAAGAUACCUUCAAGAAGACUCUCCACAAGAGCGUAUAGUCCUGGGACUCCCAAGACAAUCAAGGAGAGAGGAGCGUCGCGCUUAUGAGCGUUCCAUUCGCCGUGGGGCCUCUCGUCGUGAAACUACUCGGCGUCGCUAAGCGCCAGAAUGCCGCUCACGUCAGAGCCCACUCCCUUACACAUUGGGAAUUGAUUGCAGUGGAGGACAAGGAAGAAUGGCUCUGAUCCGGCUAUUUU